AUGGGGCCGCUGCUGGGGGCCGGGAUCUUCUGCCGCGGUGGUUGUGGCUUUUCCCGAUUGCUGGCCUGGUGCUUCCUGCUGGUUCUGAGUCCGCAAACCCCUGGCUCCAGGGGAGCUGAAGCCGUGUGGACCGCGUACCUCAACGUGUCCUGGCGGGUUCCGCACACCGGAGUGAACCGCACCGUGUGGGAGCUGAGCGAGGAGGGCGUGUACGGCCAGGAUUCGCCGCUCGAGCCCGUGGCUGGGGUCCUGGUACCGCCCGACGGGCCAGGGGCUCUCAACGCCUGUAACCCGCACACGAAUUUCACGGUGCCCACGGUCCGGGGGGACUGGGGCAGCGUGCAAGUGUCUUGGUUGGCCCUCAUCCAGCGCGGUGGGGGUUGCACCUUCGCAGACAAGAUCCAUCUGGCUUACGAGAGAGGGGCGUCUGGAGCCGUCAUCUUUAACUUCCCGGGGACCCGCAAUGAGGUCAUCCCCAUGUCUCACCCGGGUGCAGGAGACAUUGUUGCAAUCAUGAUUGGCAAUCUGAAAGGCACCAAAAUUCUACAAUCUAUUCAAAGAGGCAUACAAGUUACAAUGGUCAUUGAAGUAGGGAAAAAACAUGGUCCUUGGGUGAAUCACUAUUCAAUUUUUUUUGUUUCUGUGUCCUUUUUCAUUAUUACGGCGGCAACUGUGGGCUAUUUUAUCUUUUAUUCUGCUCGAAGAUUACGGAAUGCAAGAGCUCAAAGCAGAAAGCAGAGACAGUUAAAGGCAGAUGCUAAAAAAGCUAUUGGAAGGCUUCAACUCCGUACACUGAAGCAAGGAGACAAGGAAAUUGGCCCUGAUGGAGAUAGUUGUGCCGUGUGUAUUGAACUAUAUAAACCAAAUGAUUUGGUGCGCAUCUUAACCUGCAACCAUGUUUUCCAUAAGACAUGUGUUGACCCAUGGCUGUUAGAACACAGGACUUGCCCCAUGUGCAAAUGUGACAUACUCAAAGCUUUGGGAAUUGAGGUGGAUGUUGAAGAUGGAUCAGUGUCUUUACAAGUUCCUGUAUCCAAUGAAACUUCCAGUAGUGCCUCUCCUCAUGAAGAGGAUAACCGCAGUGAGACUGCUUCAUCUGGAUAUGCUUCAGUUCAGGGAGCAGAUGAACCGCCUUUGGAGGAACAUGCACACUCAGCAAAUGAAAAUCUACAGCUGGUAAACCAUGAAGCAAACUCCAUGGCAGUGGAUGUUGUUCCUCACGUUGACAACCCAACCUUUGAAGAAGAUGAUCAGGAGACCACUGUUCAAGAAAUUAAGUCAUAA
Molecule: messenger RNA, 1284 nt
Organism: Rangifer tarandus platyrhynchus (Svalbard reindeer)
Lineage: Eukaryota; Metazoa; Chordata; Mammalia; Artiodactyla; Cervidae
Source: the annotation of a GenBank genome assembly